AAAUAAAUGUUCUUAAAAAAUCCCGUCAACUUUUCAAUCAUGCAAUAAUUAUCUCCAAAUAAUUUUCUUCAUUUUCAGAAUUCUUAGAAUUUUCUCACCAUUUCUCUGAGUGAAUAAUUAAUUAAGUACUCAAUUAAUCAAUUUAAUUAAUUAAUUUCUUCGAAUCCUGAGAGAUUGGCGAGCUGUCAAGGCCAGUGAUAAGAUGAAUUCCAUAUUUUUCCUCAUCUUUAUGCCAACAAUUUUAUGAUUUCCUCGUGAAUUCCGGGUUUCGGAGAAAUUCCUCCAGGUGGCGUCCAGGGACCGCCAAUAAUCGAGCACCUGGGGGCAUUUUAUUCGUGAGAAAAAGCUUCGGCGUCGUGCAUUGGUACCCGAGACAUCAAUUACUUCGCCAAUAAUUAAUUCCCCAUCAAUUCCGCAUACUCUGGAUUAUCGCGAUUACUUCAAGACUUCCUGGUGAUUCUGCGGGUAUUUGUGAUAAAUUCUCGAGGUCUAGGAGUCGAGACGAUGUGGGUGAGUCUUCUGAAGGUUUAGGAGAACAAAAAAACGGCGUUGGGGUAAUUUUUCUUGGGAAAUGUCUGGUGAGGGUCCAGGAAAUAGCAGUCCGAGUCUUCUGGGGAAUCUCAGAAAUUUUAGAUUUCAGAAGAAGAACGUCAAGAAAUUAAUCAUGUCUGAUGAUGACAGCAAUCUGACGAGCCCUGAAGUCCUACCGAGGAGAAAAUGCGUUAACAGAAUCGUUGAUAGUGAUGAGGACACCUCGGAGGGGCCUAGGAAAAUCGUGGAGGAUGAGGAGGAGGACGAAGGGGUCGAGAGGGAGAGGAAAAUGAAGUACCUGAGUGGAGAGUAUCCAGACAUCGAGUCCUUCAAAAUUCGAGAGGUCUUGACUGAGACCAAUUGGAACACAGAGGAAGCUAGGACUACUCUCAAGGCUUACAAAAAACGUCCCAUAAAGAAAUCGAAAAAUUCGAGGAAAAAACGACGGAGAAGGGAUGACGAUGAGGAAGAGACGAAUAUUGACUCGGACGAGGCGACUUAUACUAGUAAAGUAUUUGAUAGUGAUGAUGACUCAGAUGCUGAGAUCUCGAAUGAUCUUACGGGAGAUAAAAAAGCCGUUUUGGGAUUCAUGCAGACUGCCAGAAUGGCUGAGCUACUGCUCAUGCAUCAGUGCUCGCAGAAAAAAGCUCAGGCGAUCAUCGAUGCCAGACCCUUCGAGAACUGGAGAGAUCUUGUUGAGAAGUUUCAGACAAGCAAAUAUCUCGAUACUGAACUUCUCAAUUCAGCACAGAAUCUACUCGCCACCAGGAUCGUCGUCGAGGUGCUCAUGAAGAAGUGCCUGAGAUUAUCUGCAAACAUGGAGAAGGCGGUAUCAGCAGGAUCCCACAUGAUCCCAACCCAGCCGUCAACACUAUCUCCAGAGUUGACCCUGGCCCCAUACCAGAUGGUGGGUCUAAACUGGCUAGCAGUGAUGCACUCCCAGAACGUCAACGGAAUUCUCGCAGACGAGAUGGGUCUUGGAAAGACAGUUCAGAUAAUCGCUUUCUUGACGUACCUGAAGGAGACAUCACUGUCGCCCCCAGAGGGUCCCCACCUGAUCGUGGUGCCGAGUUCGACGAUGGAGAACUGGUCAAACGAGCUCUCUCGCUGGUCACCAUCCUUGAACGUUGUCCAAUACUACGGCUCCCAGGACGAGCGCAAAUACAUGAGAAUGGGAUGGAGAAACGGAGACCUCGACGACGUCGAUAUCCUCCUGACGACUUACAAUUUAGUGUCAUCAACACCAGAGGAGCGGAGACUCUUCAGGGUCCUCCCCAUCGAGUACGUAAUCUUCGACGAGGCCCACAUGCUCAAGAACAUGUCGACAAUUCGUUACGAGAACUUAGUAAGGAUAAAUGCUAAACACAGGAUCUUGCUGACAGGAACACCCCUGCAGAAUAAUCUCCUGGAGCUCAUGUCACUCCUCAUCUUCGUGAUGCCCUCGAUAUUCGCUGGGAAGCAGAACGACUUGAAGAGCCUCUUUGCCAAGAAUCCAAAGCUCCAGAGCGAGAAGAAGAGCGAAGAGCUGCCACUUUUUGAGCAGGAGCAGGUGAAGAAUGCUAAACAGAUCAUGAGACCUUUCGUCUUGAGGAGACUGAAGUCCGAGGUCCUCAGGGACUUACCCACCAAGACUGAGGAGGUCGUCAGGUGUCCUAUGAUCAAGAAACAGAAGGACCUCUACCAGAAGUUAAUCGAGGAGUUCUCAGAGGAGGCUGGAAGGUCUGCUGAGGUCAAUGGUGUAGGGAUGAUGAUGCAACUGAGAAAACUCGCUAAUCAUCCUGUUCUCAUCAGGGAUUACUACGACGAGGACAAGCUCGAGACCAUCUCCAAGAGGCUAGCAAAGGAUCCAUCGUACAAGCAAAAGAAUGCACAGUUUAUUUUUGAGGAUCUCGUCUGGAUGAGCGAUUAUCAGAUUGCUGAGCUCACCAGGGUCCACAGGUGUCUUGGUGGCUUUGCCCUGCCUCAGGAGAUCAUCCCUGAGUCUGGGAAACUCAAGAUGCUGGAUGAGAUGCUCCCCAGGAUCAAGACCGAAGGUCAUAGAGUCCUCAUCUUCAGUCAGUUCACAAUGAUUCUGGAUUAUCUCGCGGAGUACCUCACCAUGAGGGGACAUGUGUUCCUCAGGCUCGAUGGACAAACACCUGUCGUUGAAAGACAGGAUCUCAUCGAUGAAUUCACUAAUGAUCUGGGAAUUUUUGUAUUUCUUCUUAGCACCAGAGCUGGGGGACUUGGGAUCAAUCUCACUGCUGCUGAUACUGUGAUUAUUCAUGAUAUUGAUUUUAAUCCGUAUAAUGAUAAGCAGGCGGAGGACAGGUGUCAUCGCGUCGGUCAGACCAAACCAGUGAAUAUAAUUCGAUUGCUGUCGGAGGGGACGAUUGAGGAAGGGAUGUAUGAAGUUGCUCAACAGAAGCUCCACCUGGAGCAGCAAAUCACUGGGAACGAAGAGAAUGAGAAUACGGAUAAAAAAAGUGUAUUAAAACUGCUCAAAAUAACACUGGGGCUGGACCCACACAAUAAAAUAGUGUCAAUCUCACCCUCGAAGACGCCAAACAAAUCUCAACAUGGAUUCAACGACAGCGAAUUCUAGUAAACAAUUUAAUCAUAUUUUAAUAUUCAUUUCUAGAUGAAAUUCAAGCAGCCCUCACUAUUUAUGAAUUUAUUUAAUCACCCUAUAAUUUAUAACACCGCAUAAUUCUCGAAAAAAAAGACAAAAGCACGAGAUAAAAUUGUACGAACACUUUUGCAUUUUUCUAUGGUUUUAAUUCAAUUUCUAGAUUUUUAUUGCAUUGUAAAUUAAUGUAUACGAUCAUGCCAGUGUAAACAAAAUUGUACUGCAAAAUCGGCGAAGCAAUAAACUUGAAGUCACCGCAA
Fopius arisanus is the source of this 3399-nucleotide messenger RNA. RefSeq names its product SWI/SNF-related, matrix-associated actin-dependent regulator of chromatin, subfamily a, containing DEAD/H box 1 (gene Etl1). Bases 572 to 3115 code for a protein of 847 amino acids. Gene Ontology annotation, molecular function: ATP binding; DNA binding; chromatin binding. The record is from RefSeq and is a predicted model, not a curated record. NCBI's taxonomy places the organism in Eukaryota, Metazoa, Arthropoda, Insecta, Hymenoptera, Braconidae. The transcript has 6 exons. Gene Ontology annotation, cellular component: nucleus.